CCUCCGCCCGGAGUUACAGACAUUUCCCCCCGUCCUCCUCCUCUCUCCACCCCCGCAGCCAGCGUCGCCCAGGCGAGGCCGGUCCCGGAACCCAGGACGCGGCUGCAGUUUCCGGGCGGCGCCAGUCGGCGGGGCCUGACGUGGUGUUGUCCGCCCGCUGCUUCUUCCCCCCCCCUCGCCGGUGUCGGUGCGGCCCGCGGCUGCUCCUCCCGCCCCGUCCUGUCCCGCUCCGCCGCCAUGAACACAGCGCUGUCGCGGGCCAACUCGCUGUUCGCCUUCUCGCUGAGUGUGAUGGCGGUGCUGACGCUCGGCUGCUUCCUCACCACCGCCUUCAAGGAGCGCAGCGUCCCUGUGCACAUCCAGGUCUCCAAAGUCAUGCUGAAAAAUGUAGAAGACUUCACAGGACCCAGAGAAAGAAGUGAUUUGGGAUUGAUCACGUUUGACCUGUCUGCAGAUUUGAAGCCAAUCUUUGACUGGAAUGUCAAGCAAUUGUUUCUUUAUUUAUCAGCAGAGUACAAAACAAAAAAUAACGCAUUGAAUCAGGUUGUUCUCUGGGACAAGAUUGUACUUCGUGGAGAUCAAACAAAGUUGGAUCUGAAAGAUGUGAAGUCAAAAUAUUUCUUCUUUGAUGAUGGAAAUGGCCUGAAGGGUAAUGAAAACAUCACUUUGACUCUGUCCUGGAACGUGGUCCCAAAUGCUGGGAUUCUGCCUCUUAUAAUGGGUUCAGGGCACUAUUCCGCCGCAUUUCCAGACUCGUAUGAGAUGACAAAAAGCUAUUGAACUUUUGACUCUUCUUUGUUAUAGUACCUUUUAUUGUUGUAAUUUGAAACUCAUAACUCAGAACGUAUUUUUAUAUCCAAGUAUCAUGUCUGCGUGGCUGGGGUGAAAAAAAUCUGAAAAUUCCCCCCAAAUGAAAAUAAAAAUGGGUGACUGUUUUGUAUUUUUUUGUAACAGGCGCACAAAUUUUGCAUUGUAAUUUUUUUUUGUGUUCAGGUUUGAUCCCAUUCUAUGACGUGUGUUGGAUUGUAUUCGCUUGGGAUGAGUAGGGAAAGGUCUAUUUCUGCACACUUAAUGUGAAACAGUAAUAAACACAUGGCUGAUAAUAAGUAUGAUACCUAAUUCCCGGGAAAUCCAUCCCUCCCUGCCCUCAAAAGUGUGGGUUACAUUUUCUCCAUAAAAUGUUGUCUCAUCGUACACAAUACAUCAGCAGUGUACUGUUUACACCACAACUUCCAUAUCUUUUGUAUUUUCAAAAGCAUUUUCUCUUGCAUUGCUACAUAGCCAGCCAUGGCAGUUUAGGUGUACUCUGGAAGGCAAAGCUAAGUAACUGCUUUGCUUUUUCUGCCUCCCUAAUCCUAAACAAAAAAAAAUAAAAGGUUACUUGACUCGGUUUGUAUCCUUGAAGAAAAUGAUAUCCUCCUUAUUAAUUAUGCUACUUAAUAAUCUCCCCCCCCCGACUUCUAAAGCCUUAGUCACGACAUCUGUUAUGCUCAUUGCAAGUGGUCUCUGUUUACUCACUAGGGUGGGGAUUUUAUUUUCUGUGGACAAAAAUUGAAUCCCAUUCCUCUAAUGUAGACAGAUUUGCUUCAUCUUAGGACUGUUCAUGUUUUUCUUUGCUGUACCUACAAGAAACACAAAGUAAAUUGAAGCAUGAGUAUUUAUACCAAGUGUUCUGGGGAUGUUCACUGCUGGAGUCCGAGCAUUGCUUGUAUCUUGCAGCACAUCGGCUUUUAUACUGUAUAAUUACUGUGAAUUGCAACAAAAAAAAUACAGAAAUGUGCAUAUUCUGUGGAACAGAAUAUAUUAAAUUCUUUUUGCGGUAUAUUCUUUUAAUGGUUGGCAAAACACUGUACAUGGGAGCGUAUUGAUGUUAGAAACCUGGAACUCUGAAAGAUUUUUAAAAAGGCUGUGCUUUACAAAAAAAACAACAAAGCCUGUGUUCGAAUAAAAGGUUUUGUUUUUAUUUUGUCCAUGAACAGUUAACCAAUUGUGACCUAUUUUUUUUACUGCCUCCCACAUUGCUCAUUCUGCCUACCCCCUCACCCCUUGAAUUUAUAAUUUAAAGAAGCCACAUCUGUACAGAACCACAUGCUCAGCCAGAUGUUUUGUAGCACUGCAACCUGAGACCUACUGUAGCCACCUGAACUGUGUGUGUUCCCUUGCACUCUGCAAGCUCAUGUAUCUGAGUAGCAGUAGACUACUAAUCCAGAUAUCUGAAUUUAAAAUCCCACUACAGCAGCUAGAAAGCUUAAACUUGGUAAAUUCAAUAAAGGUUUAGAGCCCGCAAUAGAACAGUACAGCACAGGAACAGGUCCUACCUCCCUCUCUGUGAUUUAAAAAAAAUACUUGCUCUGCACAUCCCCUUUAAACUUUUCCCUUCUCACCUUAAAGCUACAGCCUUAAUACUGACCAUUAAGAGCAAAAGAAAGAACAGCCUUCCUCACUGAGGUAAAAGAUCAUGGCUGAUCUUUUAGCUCAGUGCCACUUUCCUGCUCUUAACCCCAUUUCCUUCAAUUCUUUUUUUUUAUCCAAAAAUCUAUUAUGCUGUUUUGAAUAUAUUAGUCACGGACCUCAGGUAGAGAAUUCCAAAGGUUGACCGCCCUCUCUGUCAAGAAAUUGCUUCUCAUCUCAGUCCAGUGUGAAUGCUUUCUUUUGAGACUUUGAAACCCAAUUCUGGACAUCUCAGCCAGGCGAAACAUCAUCCCUGCAUCUACCCAGUCAAGCCCAAAGGAAUUUUGUAUGUUUCAGUGCAAUCACCUCUUCUAAACUCUAGACAGUAGAGGCCCAGUUAGCUUAAUUUCCUUCAAAGGAUAUUCCCCAUUCCACAAUUCCAGCGAUCAAUCCGGUGAAUCUGCAUUGCACUCCAUCUAUCAGAACUAUAUCCUUCCCUAGAUGGGGAGACCAGAAUUGUACACGAAAUCCAAGUGCUGUCUCAGAAGAACCCUAUACAAUUGUCGUAAGACACUUUUACCCUUGUAAUCAAAUCCUCUUGCAGUAAUAGCCAGCAUACUGUGUGGCUUCUUAAUUUGUUGUAACUGCAAGUUCUGGUGAUUUAAUGAACAAAUUCUCAGGUCCCUCUGAACACCAACACAUGAAUCUUUCACCCUUUUUGGGAAAAUACUGUCUUCCCACCACCCCCACUAUUUUGCACUAUAUAUUCCAUUUAUUUUGUCCUUGUCAGAUGACUUAGUUUGUGUAAUUCCCCUUUAAUCCUAUUUGCAUCCUCCUUGCAAUUUUCACUGCCACCCAGGUUGGUAUCAUCAGCAAACCUGGAUGCAUUAUAUGUGGUCCUUUUUUUCAAAUCAUUAUAUUGAUUGCAAACUGUUUGGGACCCAGUGCUGAUUGCUUAAGUUACUGCUCACAACCUGUAAAUGAACAGUUUAUUCUCACACUAUUUUGUGUUUGUUAACCAAUACCAAAUCAAUGGAGGAAUCUUAUUCCAAAUAUCAUCGGCAAUAAUUCUGUUUAAUAAUCUCUCAUAGCUUUCAAAGGCCUUUCAAAGUCCAACUAUGCCGCAUCGACAGGUUUGUCCUCUGCUAUUCAUUUACCUUUAUUUUGAUAGAUGUUGCAUUUAUAUUGUGUGUAGCAGUUGCUACCGCGGAAUAAAACAAGACUCUACUCGGA
Molecule: messenger RNA, 3624 nt
Organism: Pristis pectinata (smalltooth sawfish)
Lineage: Eukaryota; Metazoa; Chordata; Chondrichthyes; Rhinopristiformes; Pristidae
Gene: spcs3
Product: signal peptidase complex subunit 3
Exons: 5
Coding region: 238-780 (180 amino acids)
Biological process (GO): protein targeting to ER
Cellular component (GO): membrane; signal peptidase complex
Source: RefSeq, a predicted model, not a curated record